AUGGCUGAGCCUCGGCCAUCCACUGACCAGGAGAGUGCCCCGCUCCUCCGCCGUGAGGACGGCGACGAACCCGACACUAAUGGUGGUGCGAGUGUGCUUGAUCCCUCGCAGCUCAACAACCGCGAGAAAGUCCUUGCAGUACUUGUUCUAGCUCUCCUCGCUAUCGCCGGCACUUUCAUCGGCCUCUUCGCGGGGACUGAGGUGGCGCUAAAGAAGGAGCGUGCUAACCACCCAACUAGUACGGUCACGGUCACUCGACACCAUCCUUCACCAACCGGCAAGCCUCGCAAGUCAGUAUGUACCACCCCAGAGUGCGUAACGGCUGCCGCCGAGAUCAUCCGGUCUGUCAAUGUCUCGGCGGAUCCUUGCGACGACUUUUACGAGUUCGCCAACGGUGGAUGGCUCGAUGCCAACAACAUCCCCCCCGACCGAGGCAUUUACGGCCAGUUUAACGCGGUUUCGGACCGUAAUAAGAAGACGCUCCUCAAGAUCAUCGAGGCCAUCCAUAUCGACGAGGCUGGCUUUGACGCCGCGACGGAUAACCUUCGUAAACUCAAGGAUACUUACACCUCGUGCAUGGACAUCGAGACAAUGAACAAGCGAGGCUCUGAGCCGAUCGUUCCUCUUGUCAGAGAAGUGGUCAGGACCAUCGGCACAUUCGAUGUCAACCCUAUGCCUGAAUCCGAAUCGCUUGUCGACGUGGCAUUCUGGACCGGGGCAUACACUCCGGACUACGAAAUCUCAGAGUCACUCCGUGCAACCGCCUUGACCCCCCAGGACGUUGCUCACCACCUCCGCCGCGCAGCCACGAUCCAGGUGCCGAGUCAGCAGUCUGUUCUCGAGCCUGAGGAGGAGGAGGUUGAGCCCGCCCGUAGACAGAAGAUUACCAAGGCACUCGCAUUCCUGCACGCCCGUGGGAUCGACGCCCUGUUCAACUUCAUUAUCGAAGGCGACGCUGGAGGAGAGAACUCGCAAAUUCAGUCGCUCUUUUUCUACCAGUCGUUUGGCGGCCUCCCCUCCAAACAGUAUUACGAGGAAAAGCCUAUCCUCGACCUGUACCAGUCGGUUAUUUCUGGGGUUCUUCGGAGCGUCGCCGAGGAGUCGCUGGUCAGUCACGGAAAGCGUGACCUGUUCACGGACAUCAUGCAAGAGGCUGCCCAGGAGGCGGUCGAGGACGGCUGGCCCUGGCCCUGGCCGGGAGGCGACAAGGAUGAUCCGGUCAAGACCGAGCCCCUUGACAAGCGGAUGGACAAGCUUGCUGCAAAAGUGGUUGCAUUCGAGCGCAAAAUUGCUCGGGCUGGUGCGGACCCCGAAUACCUUUUCAACCCUCACUUCUCGUACAAUCCGUACUCUGCCAAGGACGUACAAAAGGCGCUCCCUUUCAUUGACCUCGGGGCAUACUUAUCGGCAAUGGGACCACGCAAGUACCCAUCCAAGAUUGUAGUCUCGCAUCCGCCGUACCUCAAACAAAUCACCCAGCUGGUCAAGGACGUUCCUGACCACGUCCUUAGCGCGUAUCUUGUCUCGAAGCUCGCCUUGGCUUACGGCGGCGCUCUUGGACCAAAGACCGAAAUCCGAAAGCAAGUCAAGCAGCUCAGCAACGUGCUCACCGGUGUGAAGCCCGGUACUGAAGAGAAUCGUCAGGACAUUUGCCUCGGAGCAGUUGACUCUAUAGUCGGCUUCAUCGCCGGCCGUGAGUUUGUGCAGGCUUCCUUCUCGCCCGAGGCAAAGGCGGACGGCGAGCACAUCAUCAACUCGAUUGUUGAGGCAUUCUAUGACAAGCUUCCGCGCAUCAUGUGGAUGGACGAAAAGUCGGCGGCCGCGGCUCAAAAAAAGGCCAAAGCUAUCAUCCCCAAGGUUGGCUACCCCUUGAGCCCCAACACAACCGAUCCCAACUCCAUUCGUGACUGGUAUCAGAAUGUCCAGAUCGUCGCCGACGACUACUUCGGCAACGUUCUCGGCAGUGAAAUCAUGGGCAAUCGACGCGCCUGGCUGUCGCUCGGCCGCGAGCGCAACCGCAACACUUGGGAGAUGUACCCACAGACUGUUAACGCCUACUAUUCGCCUCCGGAUGGCGAAAUUGUAUUCCCAGCCGGCAUCCUUCAGCCGCCUUUUUACUCGUACGACUGGCCGUCGCACCUCAAGUAUGGGGCGUUCGGAGCCGUGGCCGCACAUGAGCUCACGCACGCGUUCGACAACUCGGGGGCCCAGUAUGACGAACACGGCCGUCUGCGCGACUGGUGGACCAAUAAGACGGUCAAGGCUUUCCAGGAGCGAGCGCAAUGCGUCUCUCGCCAGUACUCCCAAUACUAUGUUGUCGACGACAACGGCAAUAAGGUAUACGUCAACGGUAAUCUCACAAACGGUGAGGAUAUCGCGGACUCGGGCCUUGCGCAGGCGUAUGCAGCGUGGAAGACCGACGCAAAGCACGCGCAGUCACUUCCUGGCCUUGAUUACACGCCAGAGCAGCUCUUUUUCAUCUCAUUUGGACGUAUUUGGGCGACCCUUGCACGCCCAGCCACUGCCGUGUCCCGUGUGCGCACCGACCCGCACUCGCCUCCGUACUGGCGUGUAAUUGGCACGCUGCGGGACAAUGACGCGUUCCACAAGGCGUUCAACUGCAAGCCGGGCACGCCGAUGAACCCGCCGAAGAGCGAGCAAUGCUCGUUGUGGUAG
Cutaneotrichosporon oleaginosum is the source of this 2676-nucleotide messenger RNA. RefSeq lists its product as uncharacterized. Gene Ontology annotation, cellular component: plasma membrane. Lineage: Eukaryota; Fungi; Basidiomycota; Tremellomycetes; Trichosporonales; Trichosporonaceae. Gene Ontology annotation, molecular function: metalloendopeptidase activity. Gene Ontology annotation, biological process: protein processing. The record is from RefSeq and is a predicted model, not a curated record.